This is a messenger RNA of Kuraishia capsulata CBS 1993, 399 nucleotides long. RefSeq lists its product as uncharacterized. The coding region runs from base 1 to 399 and encodes 132 amino acids. The transcript is spliced from 2 exons. The record is from RefSeq and is a predicted model, not a curated record. Gene Ontology annotation, cellular component: nucleosome. Gene Ontology annotation, molecular function: DNA binding; structural constituent of chromatin; protein heterodimerization activity. Lineage: Eukaryota; Fungi; Ascomycota; Pichiomycetes; Pichiales; Pichiaceae.
AUGUCUGGAAAAGUACACGGUGGUAAAGGCAAGUCUGGAGCCAAAGACGGCUCCCUCAAGUCCCAGUCUCACUCUGCCAGGGCUGGGCUACAGUUUCCCGUGGGAAGAAUCAAGAGAUUCUUGAAGAGAAACGCACAGAACAAAAUCCGUGUUGGUUCCAAGGCCUCCAUCUACCUCGCUGCCGUCCUUGAGUACCUCACUGCCGAAGUCUUGGAACUCGCUGGUAAUGCAGCCAAGGACCUGAAACUCAAGAGAAUCACACCAAGACACUUGCAACUUGCGAUUAGAGGUGAUGAGGAGUUGGAUACUCUUAUUAAGGCCACUAUCGCGUACGGUGGUGUCUUGCCUCACAUCAACAAGGCUCUGUUGCUCAAGGUAGAGCACAAGAAAAAGCACUAA